AUGGACGUACUUCUUCAAGUGGCGGAAGCGCGCGUUGCUCCACUGCUGGCGUGCGUUAAGGGCUGGCCGUUGGAGGCUCAGGUGGACCUGGCGAAUUGGCGUCCGGUUCUAUUGAAGCUGCAUAAGCUGCUGCUGGGGGCGCUACAGCAGUGUCCUCACCUCGUAUUGGUGGAAACAGAGCUGGAGAAGACAGACCAGCCAAUGGCAACGCAGACGGAGCUAGAGGUAACCGAACUGGUGUACGAGAUCUUGAAAUUUUCAGGAUUCCUGCUCGAGAACGCAACUAAUAAGGCAGUCUAUCCAUCUGCUGAGCCGGUGACGGCUCUGCUAGCAGCUAGAAACGAACGAGUCGUGUUUGAGGCUACAAAAGUGGCGGCUAUGCUGGCAUUGCUCUCUCAAGUUCAUCGCUACGCUGCAGAUCUCACGAGUUUCAUGGACCCUGCAGCCGGUAAGAAUAAUCUACUCAGACGGAGACUACUAACAGUAGCACAAGGUCGAGGAGCACCCAGAAACAGCUUGGAGGUGGUAGACUAUUUGAAUGCGGCGAGUGCUGCGACCUUCAAAGACGUGGACUUUCAGUUUUACAGCUCGGACCAGGAAGAGAAUGCGACGUCUCAUGUUGUAAGUGUGACCAUCCCGCCCUAUGAGGACAUAGUGACAGCUAGUACAUCUCCUACGGAGGCCGCGAGUGCGGCGGCGGCGGCGUGUGAAUGUCUAAUUGAGCAGCACAAGAUCCCCGCGAGACUGCAUUUCCAGUUAUAUACACAGGUACGAGCGUGCUAUGCGUCCCGAAGUGCGUUGGCACGGGAGAAUUUAGUGGUGGAGCGAUUGCACGCGCUGCUUGCGCUCUUUUCGCUGUUCAGUGAUGCGUGGGAUGUGACGAAUUACGUGGAACAGCAUCCGGAGCUUACGCGGGGGAUUGUGGAGCUCGUUCGUGUGGAGAGUAUUGAACAUGUGCCUGUACGUGUACGAGUGACCGCUUUACUUGUGUUGACUGCGCUAGUGAACGAUCGAGUUGGGAGAGCUGGAGGGAUGGGUGUGCUUGGUCGUCAGUCCAAUGUGUUGCAAGCCUUGGGCGUUGUAAAGGGGACGCCACAUGGCGUUUUUCCUUCCCUCGUGCGUUUCUGUACGGCUGAACUGGGAGAUGUUACUGCACUUGGCUCAGGUGCGACCUCAGGGUCUACGUCCCCUCCUCCUAUCACGUCAGAAACAUCGGAUACAGACAUGGAUAUGAGUCUAGCAGUCGCGUUUGUGCAGGCAACAACAGAAUUUUUAUCUCCUCAGGAGGCUGAGGUAGUCAGUGUGCUCCCAUUCCGAAGUGUUGGCAGCGGAAACGGCCAGGAGACGAAACUAUGCUGGAUGGAGGCUGUUUUAGGGCUGCUGACUGCUGUAGUGGCCAUUCAGUCUGGCGCUGCUGUUCUCACAGAAAACGGGAUAGUCCCAGCUCUUCUGCACGUACUUACAAUGCCGUCGGUGAGUGCAUUUCACAUGGCUGUGACGACUCAGUGUGUACAAGCACUUGAAAUUACGGUGAGCAGUCAUUCAGCAGCAGCUGGCCUCUAUCGUGACUUGAAUGGAGUCGGUAUUCUCGUGGAUCGGCUCAAACUGGAGUGUGCCAGUAUUGCUGGCUCAAGGGGCGGUGCAAUAAGCUCGUCGGCAGUCUCCGAAACAAAAACAGUGCUUUUGCUAGCCAUCUUAGCGUCGUUAUCCAUGUCGUUCCAUUCGCAAGGUGUGAUGAGCGCAGGAGCUACAAGCCGCGCUAUUCGCGAAGGUAGUGCUCUCAACAAGGUUUUGCUGCAGCUUCUGUUCAACGUGAACAUCUUUGGACCGGUCGUAUUUGCCCAGGCGGCCAUCGUGGUUUCGGAUGUUAUCAAUAACGACCCAGCCAGUGUGAAUCAUGUCCAUGCUACCGGACUGGCAGACGCGUUCUUGAUGACACUUACACGAUGGGACAUUGCGGAGUUGUAUCCAUCUCGGAUCCUGUUGCCUCCAUCCAGUGAAUUACUGACUGCAGUACCAACAGUGCUGAAUGCCUUGUGCCUUACCACGACACACGCUGAGAAGGUGGCAAAGUACGAGCCACUCAUGCACCUCCUCGAUGUGUUUGCACUUCCGCAGUACACAGAAGAAGAGUCCAAGGAUUAUUGUUUCCAGGGUGAUACGGCGGCCGUUGUUGGUGCUGGUAUCUUUGAGCUUAUGCGACAUGUCCCUAGCUUCCAGAAUGCCGCCAUCCAAGCUGCAGUUCAUGCUUUAAAGAAAGUAAUUCGUUUCGGUGAAGAAAGCUGCUCGUCAACAGCCUCGACAAUGCCCCAGUUUGUCGGAGACAAGACUAACGGCAUUUUAAUUCGAAUGACUACUCACGUAGCGGAUUUGUUGGAGCCGUUGCUAUCCAAGUCCGAGCAUGCGGCCUAUUUUGCGGAUCUUGGGGGCAUUCGGUUGCUUCUAGCGCUCUAUCAACUGAUUUUACCGAGCACGUCCGCGUUUUUGGAAAACGCUAUGCCGAGUAAGAAAGCAGCGAGGAGUGGGUUGCCCGAAAACGCUUUGGCUCAUAAUUCAGCAGUGCAGUCGAUAACUCUUGCGCUUCGUUCGUACGCCUCCCAACAGCCUACGAACCUUCUCGGGGCAAUCACAAAAGAGCUGGGAAUACAGAUGGACAACUUGCAACGCGCUCGUGCAAAGGUUGGCUUACCGUGGUUUUUGAGCGAGAGCGGAGAGGGCGCCGAAAAAGUGUUGAGCUCGUUGCCCGAUGUUGACUUGGCUGACCUGGUGGGUGGACUCGAAAAGAGCAGUGCUACGAACCCCAUUGCCGAUAAAGUCUUGGUUGUUGGAGAGUAUCUUCGCGUCUUGGCAGUACUUGAGUGGCUUGCGUCUGUCAUCGUCUGGACGUUGGAAACUGCGCACACUCACAUGCAGAGUCGGCGUUGGUUUACGGACUUUACUGCGUCUUCGACGCAGCAAGUUAUGGCCCGUUUAUUCCGUGUGGACCGUUCGGUACAGUUUGAGCGGGCGAGUUUGGCGGCACUACACCAGAACAAGCGAAAGGAGAAGAGCUCAGAAAAGCAGGUUGAUGAUGCUAUUGCGGCCAGUAGUGGUCAUCGAGGAGCUGGACUCUGGAAAAUGGGAUCUCUUCUUCUUCUGCGCUUUUCGCUGAGUAUGCGUGGGCUUUUAACAGCGUAUAGCAAGGUCUUGUUAUCUGCUCCAAUGCAGCAUCGCCGAGGAGAUGAUAUCGCUGUGCCUUUAGCUCCACAUGCGCGAGCGUUAGCACGAACGGCGACGCAGAUUUUGGAGGGUCAUCUGCUUUAUGUCGUGGCAGUAACUCGCGCGACACAGAUCGAUACGUUUGUACAGCAGUACUAUCUUACGUUCCUGCUGGAGACUAUUUCAAUCGUGCUUUUCGAGGGAAAGAAAAAGCAAGCAAACACUCUCUUGCUCGUGGAGCUCAUGAAGCCGAUUGGCGACGUUUCCGAGGUGCAAGUAUCGCCACAAGCGCAUCCUUCAUCGAGUGAUGAUGUUGCUAUGGCUCAAGAAAACGCUUCUGAAGUAGAAGGCGGUGUUAUUAAGGGUGGCAAAACGAUCGCCACUUGCGCCGGCGCUCAAUUCACAGCCUCGAACCUUAUGGACGUGAUCAUGAAUAUUGUCGAGCGCUUCUUUACGGUGUGCCUCGAUGGAGAAGGUACAAGCACCGGUAGCAAGUCCUCGCAAAUGGCGUUGACGUCGUUUCAUAUCGCUGCAAGCGUUCUGCGGAAGCUGUCGAACCUGGAAGCUCUGUCUGCGUCGCCGCUGACAGCUGCGCUGCUUACCAGUGAUGAAGCAGGGGAAUCGGAAGACGCGCCAUUUGAACCUAAGAAGCUGACGGUCCAGCUGCAUGCAAUGUGUGUGCGUGCGUUGCUGUCAAUUUGGAAGAACCCCAACUUUUUGACUUCGUCCGUGGAUUCGUGUUUGGCAGAAAUUAUGCCUAUUGCUGUGACGAUAUUAAAGAAUCGUUUGGAUACUGACGAUGAAGCUGUGGGCUCCGAUGGCGAGAGUGUGCUAGGCCGUCGCCAAGGGCUGGGCUUUAAUCGUGGCAACCGUGAACGAAACUCCAGCACGGAACUCUAUAACGAAGCGUUGUCACUUCGACGUGCUCUCUUUGGGGGAACACGUGGCGGUGGGUCGUCUGGACUGGGAGGAAGUAGUCGCCGUCAGUCUUUUGAGCCGGAUUCGGAGAUUGUAGAGAGUUUGGUGUCGAUGGGGUUUCAGCAGCCUCGAGUCGAGCGUGCACUCCGACAUGUUCAAGUUAACAAUAUGGAGCUAGCGAUGGAGUGGAUUCUGGCCCACCCUGAAGACGAGAAUGACGUGGAAGGCGAUGAAACGGAGCACAACGAAACGAUAGGUGAGGACAGUGCAGCUACGGAGGCCGGCCUUCGUCGAGAGAGGGAAGCAGCAGAAGAGAAGAAAGUGGAAGACGAAUUGCAAGCGCUUUAUACGUCGCUAAGGGACAGUUUCGAAGCGGUUUGCUUUCAAAUUUUACGUGUGCAAGCCGAAAAGGAAAAGUGUGAGGAUCCGACACGCGCAAAGGAUUCGGAGACACCCAAUAAUUUAUAUCCGAGCCAAAACUUGGUCAAGGCGAUUGCGGAGUAUUUCAGUUUCUUGUGCUCGCGCUCAGAUAAAGACCGAGAUUUGGUGAUCCAGCGUCUCAAUACAGCUAUUCUGGGCUAUUUCGACGGUGGCAAUGAAGGCGGGGAUGAGUAUUUGACCAUGUUGACCCACCUGCUUGCACUCGUGCUUCAGCUGCACUCUGACUCGUGGACCGCGAUGCAACAGCAAACACCGUCGUGUAUCGACAAGAUCGUGUCCUCAGUGUCGAGUAACGAGAUUCUGAAGCCCUCCUCCACUCCUGUGCUAUUAGUUCUCGACGCCGUUGUUACUGACACUGAGUUUGAGAAGAAAUUAGUAACAGUUUGCUUAGAAAUGCUGAAGCGGGGAUCGUCUGCGGCCUCGACGAGUGAUGGCAAGGCUGUCGCUCAUGCGAUUUGGCAGCUACUGUCGCGCUUAACGCUCGAGUAUGACCUGGCAUCGUACUUUUCGGCAUAUGGCGGGCUUGACGCUGUAUUGGACAUUUCGGAAGAUCUUUUCUUCGCUGGAUACCAAGAACUGACGGGUACGUUGCUCUCGCAGGUCUUAGAAUCUCCUGAGGUUCUAGAGCAUAUGAUGGAAGAGAAGAUUCAGCGAGCAAUUACCAAAUUGUCGACUCGAUUUGGCGCACCCAGCCAGAUGCGCAUCACGCCGCGCGCAUUGCUGACUGAAGUCGCCCCAUUUGCAGCUCGCAAUGAAGCGGUAUUCCUCAAGGCAUUGCAGAAUUCGGUGCGUGUUAAGAAGACCGAGUCAGGCCGAGCAUACAUCGUGCCUAGACCGAAAAAGACUGACUGCACCGAAGCAGCAACAGCUCCAUCUGCGGCUCCGCACAAAUUUUCCAAGGGCCACAAGCACCAGGCUCACGUUAUUGUGCACAAGAUCAUAGGACGCAUUCGUCGAUUGUGGGACGUCGAAAAGGACGCCAAGAAGCCGUGUGACAAGCAGCAGACGUCGGGCAACACGUCGGCGGGGAUGUGUGUGGGAGUGUAUUUGCAGCUUCUUGCUCAUCUGAUCACGUACUUCCCUGCGUGCGCGACAGUUCUGGCAAAGGCGAAAGACGAAGUGGAUUCGCAUGGAGAACGCGGGAGCUUUAUACGUUUGGUGCUGCGUGAAUUUUUGCCCUCGCGUGACCUUUGUCAGUUUGCUGCGGCUCGCAGAGCGUUGAAGGAGGACGGGUUUUAUGGGAAUAGCAGACUUGGCAGUGGCGAUGCCGAUCUCCUAGUCGCAGACGUGAAAGUGUUCGUUGACAGUCGUACAAGGCUGCGUGUGCAUAACGCGCACCGACUGCUUGUGAGGAUCGGCAGUCAUUCUGGAGAAGGCUCGAAGUGUAUCAUCUUAGAGCUUGUUCAUUUGCUCCAAGAGUGGCCCCAAAGUGGUGCUGUGAAUCUUGCAAGCGAGCAUGAAGAUCUGAGCGUGCGUGAUGAACGUGCACUGAGCUCAUUACAUGCGUGGUCAGGCUUGAUCAUGAGAGGUCUCAAGGGCAAACACUCCUUCGUGACACUGCUCGCGGAGGCGCUACGGAAGAUCGAUUUGACGCAUCCAAUGGCGCACGCUACCUGCACGAUGUUGCUGCGUCCACUGUCCACUCUAACGCGUUCAUUUGUGACGCAUCGCGUGCGACGUCUGCUUAAGAAGCGCAACCACAGUUCAACUGUCCCGGGUGAUGCUGGUGCAGUGGAAGGCAGUCAAACCCAAUCGCUUCUUCAGAGGACAUAA
Messenger RNA from Phytophthora infestans T30-4, 6330 nucleotides. Its product is annotated as HECT E3 ubiquitin ligase, putative. Bases 1 to 6330 code for a protein of 2109 amino acids. Lineage: Eukaryota; Oomycota; Peronosporomycetes; Peronosporales; Peronosporaceae. Gene Ontology annotation, molecular function: protein binding. The record is from RefSeq and is a predicted model, not a curated record. The transcript is spliced from 6 exons.